Messenger RNA from Populus nigra (black poplar), 857 nucleotides. RefSeq names its product mediator of RNA polymerase II transcription subunit 10b-like. Bases 145 to 717 code for a protein of 190 amino acids. The record is from RefSeq and is a predicted model, not a curated record. The transcript is spliced from 6 exons. Gene Ontology annotation, biological process: positive regulation of transcription by RNA polymerase II. Gene Ontology annotation, molecular function: transcription coregulator activity. Lineage: Eukaryota; Viridiplantae; Streptophyta; Magnoliopsida; Malpighiales; Salicaceae. Gene Ontology annotation, cellular component: chromatin; mediator complex.
AGACAGGUGUAAUUCAGGCAUAUAAACUACAUGUAAGUAAAUUAAAACCAACUCUUGUUUCCUUCUCGGCAGAACGCGCUCUCUCUGCAGAAACCCAAAAGCGACAGAGACCCAUUACCAAUUUCAACAGGAGCGUCGUUUGAGAUGGAUUUGUCGCAGAAUACUGCUCUGGGGACUGGAGGGAGUGGAGGAAAUGGAAUGUUGGCUGCUCCAGUGAAUGACACAGCAGCAGCGACGGCAGUGGAUGAUCCAAAGCAGAAUUUGAACCAAGUUAUUAAUUCCAUCCAGAAGACUCUUGGUUUACUUCACCAGCUUUACCUCACGGUCUCUUCAUUCAACACUGCUUCACAGCUUCCUCUUCUCCAACGACUCAAUGGUCUUGUUACUGAGCUGGACAAUAUGGUUAAAUUGUCUGAAAAGUGCAACAUUCAGGUUCCUAUGGAGGUCCUGAAUUUGAUUGAUGAUGGAAAGAAUCCAGAUGAAUUCACAAGGGAUGUUAUAAACAGCUGCAUUGCAAAAAAUCAAGUCACUAAAGGCAAAACUGAUGCCUUCAAGAGUUUACGCAAGCAUCUUCUGGAGGAACUUGAGCAGACUUUUCCAGAUGAAGUCGAAUCAUACAGGGAGAUACGUGCAAUGUCUGCUGCUGAAGCAAAACGGCUUGCUCAAGCACAAAGCUCAUUGCCCAAUGGAGACGUGAAGGUUAAAGCCGAGCUUUAAGGGGCCACACGACUGUGAAUCAAACUCUUUGUUUUGGACCAACUUGACUUUACCAUGUAACAAUAGGAGGCAGUCUAUGCAAAAUUACGUUGUAUUAGCCCAUUUUACUUAAAUGCAAGAAUGUGACUAUUUAUUAUCUA